This is a messenger RNA of Syngnathus typhle (broad-nosed pipefish), 1040 nucleotides long. Its product is annotated as alpha-2-HS-glycoprotein-like. Bases 7 to 975 code for a protein of 322 amino acids. The record is from RefSeq and is a predicted model, not a curated record. Gene Ontology annotation, biological process: negative regulation of endopeptidase activity. NCBI's taxonomy places the organism in Eukaryota, Metazoa, Chordata, Actinopteri, Syngnathiformes, Syngnathidae. The transcript has 7 exons. Gene Ontology annotation, cellular component: extracellular matrix; blood microparticle; extracellular region. Gene Ontology annotation, molecular function: cysteine-type endopeptidase inhibitor activity.
UCCCGAAUGCACUGGCGGCGAUUCUUCCUCAUCCUCGUUUUCAUUGCGGCAAUGGUGGCUCGCCUGUUGGCUGUUGUGAUGUGCUGCGCCCUGGCCCCUGCGGGCCUCCUGGGGGCGCCGGCAGAGGUGACGUGCGGCGAGGACAGUGCGACGGCGGCGGCCAACUUGGCUGUUCGACACAUCAACGAGCAUCACAAGCACGGCUUCAAGUUUAAGCUGCAGGAAGUCCGCAGCAGCAAAUACCAAGCAGUGGAGGGAGGCUGCCACGUUGACAUCAACAUGGAGCUGAAGCAGAGCGACUGUCACAUCACCAACCCCAAACUGGAAGACCAGUGCGACUUCAUGAUGCAGUCGGAACGGGGCGCAGUCGCCAACUGUAGCAGCAAGUUGAACGUGAUGGGAGGUGUGGCCACAGUCACCAAUCACAAUUGUGUCACCAAACCAGAACUCAGCAACGCAGAGAUGGCGAUGAUUUGUCCUGACUGCCCGGUGCUGCUGCCUCUGAAUGAUGAGACGGGUGUCAAGGCGGUGGAGGAGGCGGUGAAGAAGUUUAACCGUGAGAGCAACCACCAGCAUUACUUUGCCCUGAUGGAAAUUUCCAGUCUGACAAGCGGGUACAUCCCGAGCAGCGGUAUGAGGACCUAUCCCAAAAUCGCCCUGGUAGAGACCACCUGCCCCAAAGAUUCUAAGAUUAUGCAUGAGGCCUGCACGCCGCGCUGCCCGGACAGAGCUCACCACGUCUUUUGCGAGACCUCCUACUCGAACAGCAACACAGAAGUGGGGGAACUCCGGUGCGAAUUGUAUCUCCCCAAAAAUAGCGAGCCGCUCGCGGACGGCGAGGAGGAGCCCACGUGCGGGCCCUUGUUCCACCAAAGUUUGGAAGAGUCGGCCUGCAGGGCGCAGCUGAGCACCCGCGAGCCGGCCAUCCACCAGAUUUGUCCUUUCCCGCUUGCCGUACCGUACGCGCAAGCGUAAAGGCCCGAAAAGGCCCACCGCCCAGUCAGUGCGCUCCAACUUCAUUAAAAAACCCAUUAGAACUA